Molecule: messenger RNA, 7357 nt
Organism: Sus scrofa (pig)
Lineage: Eukaryota; Metazoa; Chordata; Mammalia; Artiodactyla; Suidae
Gene: IDE
Product: insulin degrading enzyme
Biological process (GO): hormone catabolic process; peptide catabolic process; amyloid-beta metabolic process
Cellular component (GO): mitochondrion; cytosol; peroxisomal matrix
Molecular function (GO): metalloendopeptidase activity; metal ion binding
Source: RefSeq, a predicted model, not a curated record
UCCAACACCUGUACUGCUGCUGCCGACAGCCAACGGGGGCGCCUGGGGAAACACCGCCCCUUGUGCCCUCACGGUAUUCAUGAGCUCCCAGUCCUCCACUAACACAGCCAGAUACACAUCGCUCCCCUUACGCGUGCGCCCGCCGUGACCCAGCCGGACUCUUCCCCGCCCAGGGAAGCCUGGUGGCUGGGUUGCCGCAGCACCCGGCGAGACUCCUUCCAGCCCGCUAGCUCCGGCCUUGGCCGCCCGCCGUCCCCGCCCCUGUCGGGCUCCCGGCAAAACCCGGAGAGACCGCGGUUCGGCGGCUCCCGGGAGGCGGCGCGGCGCUGCGUACUGAGCAUGCGCAGUGAGCAAGGCCGGCUCCGGCGCAAGAAGGAAGCGUUCGCGGUGAUCCCGGCGGCUGCGCUGGGGUAUGCGGUACCGGCUAGCGUGGCUGCUGCACCCCGCGCUGCCCAGCACCUUCCGCUCCGUCCUCGGCGCACGCCUGCCGCCCCUGGAGCGCCUCUGUGGUUUCCAAAAAAAGACUUACAGCAAAAUGAAUAAUUCAGCUAUCAAGAGGCUGGGAAAUCAUAUCAUCAAAUCUCCUGAAGAUAAACGAGAAUACCGUGGGCUAGAGCUGGCCAAUGGGAUCAAAGUACUUCUCAUCAGUGAUCCCACCACAGAUAAAUCAUCAGCAGCACUUGAUGUACACAUAGGUUCCUUGUCAGAUCCUCCAAAUAUUGCUGGCUUGAGUCAUUUUUGUGAACAUAUGCUAUUUUUGGGAACAAAGAAAUACCCUAAGGAAAAUGAAUACAGCCAGUUUCUCAGUGAGCAUGCAGGAAGUUCAAAUGCCUUUACUAGUGGAGAGCAUACCAAUUACUAUUUUGAUGUUUCCCAUGAACACCUAGAAGGUGCCCUAGACAGGUUUGCACAGUUUUUUCUAUGUCCCCUAUUUGAUGAGAGUUGCAAAGACAGAGAAGUGAAUGCAGUUGAUUCAGAACAUGAGAAGAAUGUGAUGAAUGAUGCCUGGAGACUCUUUCAGUUGGAAAAGGCUACAGGGAAUCCCAAUCACCCCUUCAGCAAAUUUGGAACAGGUAAUAAAUAUACUCUAGAGACUAGACCAAACCAAGAAGGCAUUGAUGUAAGACAAGAGCUGCUGAAAUUCCAUUCUACUUAUUAUUCAUCCAACUUGAUGGCUAUUUGUGUUUUGGGUCGAGAAUCUUUAGACGACUUGACUAAUCUGGUCGUAAAGUUAUUUUCUGAAGUAGAGAACAAAAAUGUCCCAUUGCCAGAAUUUCCUGAACAUCCUUUCCAAGAAGAACAUCUUAGACAACUUUACAAAAUAGUACCCAUUAAGGAUAUUAGGAAUCUUUAUGUGACAUUUCCCAUACCUGACCUUCAGAAAUACUACAAAUCAAAUCCUGGUCAUUAUCUUGGUCAUCUCAUUGGGCAUGAAGGCCCUGGGAGUCUGUUAUCAGAACUUAAAUCAAAGGGCUGGGUAAAUACUCUUGUUGGUGGGCAAAAGGAAGGAGCCCGAGGUUUUAUGUUUUUUAUCAUUAAUGUGGACCUGACUGAGGAAGGAUUGUUACAUGUUGAAGAUAUAAUUUUGCACAUGUUUCAAUAUAUUCAGAAGUUACGUGCAGAAGGACCUCAAGAAUGGGUUUUCCAAGAGUGCAAGGACUUGAAUGCUGUUGCUUUUAGGUUUAAAGACAAAGAGAGGCCACGAGGUUAUACCUCUAAGAUUGCAGGAAUAUUGCAUUACUAUCCCCUAGAAGAAGUGCUCACAGCUGAAUAUUUACUGGAAGAAUUUAGACCUGAUUUAAUAGAGAUGGUUCUCGAUAAACUCAGACCAGAAAAUGUUCGGGUUGCAAUAGUUUCUAAAUCUUUUGAAGGAAAAACUGAUCGCACAGAAGAGUGGUACGGAACCCAGUACAAACAAGAAGCUAUACCAGACGAAGUCAUUAAGAAAUGGCAAAAUGCUGACCUGAAUGGGAAAUUUAAACUUCCAACGAAGAAUGAAUUUAUUCCUACAAAUUUUGAGAUUUUGUCAUUAGAAAAAGAAGCAACACCAUACCCUUCUCUUAUUAAGGAUACGGCUAUGAGCAAACUCUGGUUCAAACAAGAUGAUAAGUUUUUCUUGCCCAAGGCCUGUCUCAACUUUGAGUUUUUCAGCCCAUUUGCUUAUGUGGACCCCUUGCACUGUAACAUGGCCUAUUUGUACCUUGAGCUCCUCAAAGACUCACUCAACGAGUAUGCAUAUGCAGCAGAGCUAGCAGGCUUGAGCUAUGACCUCCAAAAUACCAUCUAUGGGAUGUAUCUCUCGGUGAAAGGUUACAAUGACAAGCAGCCAAUUUUGCUAAAGAAGAUUAUUGAGAAAAUGGCUACCUUUGAGAUUGAUGAAAAAAGAUUUGAAAUUAUCAAAGAAGCAUACAUGAGAUCGCUUAACAAUUUCCGAGCUGAGCAGCCUCACCAGCACGCCAUGUACUACCUCCGCCUGCUGAUGACAGAAGUGGCCUGGACUAAAGAUGAAUUAAAAGAAGCCCUGGAUGAUGUCACCCUUCCUCGCCUUAAGGCCUUCAUACCUCAGCUCCUGUCAAGGCUGCACAUCGAAGCCCUUCUCCAUGGAAACAUAACAAAGCAGGCCGCAUUAGGAAUUAUGCAGAUGGUUGAAGACACCCUUAUUGAACAUGCCCAUACGAAACCGCUCCUUCCAAGUCAGCUGGUUCGGUAUAGAGAAGUUCAGCUCCCUGAUAGAGGCUGGUUUGUUUAUCAGCAGAGGAAUGAAGUUCACAAUAACUGUGGCAUCGAGAUAUACUACCAGACAGACAUGCAGAGCACCUCCGAGAAUAUGUUCCUGGAGCUCUUCUGUCAGAUCAUCUCCGAGCCUUGCUUCAACACCCUGCGCACCAAGGAGCAGCUGGGCUAUAUCGUCUUCAGCGGGCCACGCCGAGCCAACGGCAUCCAGGGCUUACGGUUCAUCAUCCAGUCGGAAAAGCCACCUCACUACCUAGAGAGCAGAGUGGAAGCUUUCUUAGUUACCAUGGAAAAGUCCAUAGAGGACAUGGCAGAAGAGGCCUUUCAAAAACACAUUCAAGCCCUAGCAAUUCGUCGACUAGACAAACCAAAGAAACUGUCCGCAGAGUGUGCUAAAUACUGGGGGGAAAUCAUCUCCCAGCAAUACAACUUUGACAGAGAUAAUAUAGAAGUUGCAUAUUUAAAGACACUUACCAAGGAAGAUAUUAUCAAAUUCUAUAAGGAAAUGUUGGCAGUGGAUGCCCCGAGGAGACAUAAGGUGUCUGUCCAUGUUCUUGCUAGAGAAAUGGAUUCUUGUCCCGUGGUUGGAGAGUUCCCAUGUCAAAAUGAUAUAAAUUUGUCACAAGCACCAGCCUUGCCGCAACCUGAAGUGAUUCAGAACAUGACCGAGUUCAAGCGUGGUUUGCCACUGUUUCCCCUUGUGAAACCACAUAUUAACUUCAUGGCUGCAAAACUCUGAAGAUUCCCACGGACGGGAAAGUGCAAGUGGAUGCAUUCCUGAGUCUUCCAAGGGCUAGGAAAACCGUCUUGUCCACUUUAAUAGUUUCUCAUUAACUAUUAGAGAGACAAACAGAAAAAAAAAAAAAAAUUGUCAAAUGUCAUUAUGUAGAAAUAUUAAAAAUCCAAAGUAAUUAAAUUACAAAAUCUUAUAGAUGUAGAAUAUUUUUAAAAUACAUGCCUCGUAAAUAUUUUAAAAAUUUUCUUUUCAUUACUAAGAGAAAGAUCCCUUAUAUAACAGUACUUAAAAUGAUGACUGAUAUUCCUAUAGAAUCUUCCUUAUUCUGUAAAAUAGUCACUUGUCAGAAGAAAAAUAUGUUAGGUUUUUUCUAAAAGGCUCCUGGGUUGACAGAAAGACUUCAAAACAUAUAGAAAAGUAAUACCUUUUUAAAAACUGAUCCUCAAUUUUGCGUUCUACUUAAUGGUUUCAUGUAAAUAAUGGAGAACAUUACAUUUGGCAGAUAAUGAACAAAGCAAUGUAAUUUUCUUUUAUUAGUGAAACUGCUGAUUAUAUAAGGCAUGGUUUUAAUCUUUUUAUAAAAUUUGAACAUUUUUUAUUCAAACUAGUAAAAUGCUGGAAAACACCCUACUUAUUUACAGUGCUAGAAAUAGACGUAACCUUACAUCAAUUUUGUCCCAAACUGAAUUUCUCAGGAUUACUGUGAUUUGUUUCUUUCUGAUUGAAUUAUAUUGACGUUCUUUGUUGUUCAUAGUUGGUUUGCAGUGUUUCAUCGGUGUCACUUUUUUCCAUCAACACGUUGUUAUAUUUAUUUAACAAGUACAAGUAGGGUCAACUACAGAUCCCACUGAGUGUGUGACAUGCUUUUCCAACAUCAGCUAUUCUAAACACCUGUAACUUCUUACUACCGUGAAAUUGCAGUCAGUAUACAAACCAAAAUAUUCACCCUGUUAUGAAUAUAAAAACAACAAGUACAAAGACACCUUUUUGGAGGUAUAAAAAAGGAAAACCUUGAAUUCUUAAAUAGAAUGAUCUCCACAGAGACUCUCAAAUCCCUUUUUUACUACCAGUCUAAUAUUGCCUUAAGUGUUAAGUUAUUUUUUUUUUUUUGAAUGUUUAAAUACAAACAUGCAAACACAGAGAUGAUGACUGGAGUGAACUUUAAAAAAAAUUUUUUUUCACAAGAUACUAUUUUAGAUGAAAUUGUUACUGUGGAUUUAACAGCUGUCUUGAAUUAUUUACUGUUAUUAAAACUUCAAGAAAAAUUGGAAACAUACAGGCACUAGUAAGUUAAGUGGCCCUGUUGUCCACUCACUCAGGCAAAGUAAAGAAUGGCAUUUUCAAAUGACAUUUUACCUUCAUGUCCAUUGAUUUGCCAGGACUUCUUUCUGUAGAGUUAUGUCUUUUCACAUCUUAAGUUUUCACAUUUGCCAUUUUUCCAAAUAAUCUGAAUUUGGGGCAAGAAUGAUAAUCACAACUGUGGAGGCUGCUUUCACGAGCGGGGCUCCGUUUCUACCAUCAGAUAAAUGUGGUGCUGUACCUGUCUUUUUAUCCCCACCUUCAAGAGCUUCCUCGGAUGAAGCCUGUCUUUGUCCAUCAGAAGGUACGUGAGUCAUCACCACUUCCUUCUGGUUUUAUGCACUUGUAGACUAUGCAGCUUUUCAUCAAACUGCAAGUAUAUUAUAUACAAGAGAGAUUGAAAAAUCAGUCCUGAGUGUUUAAAUCCACCACUGGAAGAGUGACUAAUCCACCUAUACCUUUUCUAUGGAGAAUUAUGUGCUAUUGGGUAACUUUUAGCUCUUUAAAGAAAAAGGGGGGGGGGGUGAAAUUUAACAGCAUCACUUCUAUGAGAAAGUCCCAUGGAGAAGUCGGGUCAGAAAGGCAUCUCGUGUACUCUUCUAGGAACCUGUGAUUGCCAUUCAGCGUGCUCCAGCAUUGUCUGGUUUCCAGAUUGGAUCUGGAGCUGCUGUUGGAUCACUCAGGCAUACUUAGGAUUCCUCUAAAUGGGUCCAAGCUGCAGUCCACGAGCAAUAACAGACUACCCCGGAAACUGCUCUUUACUCUGCUUAGUAAUGGGAUUUGUGAAACACACUAAGGUGUUCAUUACCUGUGACUUUUUAAGAAGUCUUCUUUUUCACUAGUUGAUGUGGAAGAGAGAGCAUGUGACACAGCCAGUAUGUGGUGGAGUGCUAGGGUAAUCCUGUUUACAAUAAAUCGCCUGAAUUUCACCUCUGGAGUUUGCAUUUGUAUUAUUUUUACAGUUUCAGUGGCCAAUCCUCAGCCUACCUCUCAGCACCCCGAUUAGACAAUGUUUUUUGCUUUCAUUGUUCCUAGGGCAGAAAGCAGUGCAUUUUUUUUUUUAAAGUGAAUCUGGGUAACAAUGAUUUAGUCAAAUAAACGGGUCAAUUUCACACUCUUCACAGUAGAUCACUUUUGUAAAAUAGAAAUCUCAGUGUGAGAGGCUGAACUCCUUGCUCUGAGAGUUGUCAUUGACCCCAAACCCAGAUUCGUUCCAGGUAUUACCAGAAAGAAAAAUGUAAAGGUAGCAAAAAUGCUUCUCUCCUUCCUGGCUUCUUGUUGCAUCUUCCUGCCACAUCUCCCGCAGCAGGUCAGGCAGAUGUCUUGUCCUCGUAUGUGAUCCCCGUCUUGAAUUCUCAGAAUGUUUAUGGUGAAAACCCGAGCAUUCUCGCAUACUUCUCUCCCUUUGUCAGGGUGGUUCCUGCCCUCUUAAUCCUCCUUUGGCAGGGCCUCUGACCUCUAGGCUCCCGGAUCCCUAGCUGCCCAACCAGUGCUGUUCACUCACUGCCCAUGUAACCUGAGUAUUGUACCGUCCGAGGCUUCUUGUUGGCAAAGAUUAUUAGUAGUACUGAAUUGCUGCUAUACUUAGCCAAGUCCACCUCUUCAAAGAUACUGCAGUAUUUUGUACAGCUUAUACCCAGAAUUAACAUUAACGGACCUUGUAAAGCACUUUAUAGCUUACAGAUAACCCUCAGCCAUCUUCCACAGUAGAUCUCCCCGAGAAACCUUUGACAUGGGAGAUCAACGAUUAAGAAAAAUCAUCAUCAUCAUCAUCCCAGGUGUUUAGAGGUAAAAAAUAGCCUCAGAAAAGCUGAACAGUUUGCCCAGGAUCAUGCAGGAAGCACAGAUUCAAACCUUCACUCAGAACUUUAAAUCUCAUUACUCCAUGUGGAUUUCCUGUAAGAAUAGGUACCAGGUCUAUUAAUGGACUCAUCAUGGCACGAUGGCAGUUGCUUUUACAUUUGUAUGAGACCUCCCUGUUUUCACAGACACCACCUUACUUAAUCUCCCAACCUUUGCCUAUUUUAGAGAAAGUGAGACCAGAUCUGAGUCUGUGCGCCUCUCUUCCAGGGCACUGUUGUUCCCACGUUGCUGGGCUCCCUUGUGGCCAUUUAUCACCACUGCCUGCAGGAUCUCCCUCCCUCUUGGGAUUAGUCCAAACCCAUGCCUCCUGGCUGGCUAAGCCCUUAAGUGAGUGCCAGCUCUCCUUCCUUUUGCCCCUGGAGUGAUGAGAUUAUCUGGAAUCCUUCAAGAAAUUCAGAAGAGAAAUGUAAAGAAGAGUCAAGUUCACUUGUAACCCCACCACUCCAAGACAACCACAUUUUUUUUUUUUUGCACUGUUAUUGUGCAGUCUUUUCCCCAUGCAUAUAGAAUAAGGUCAUAUAUUCAAUGUUACAAUUUUUUCUUCAAUAGUCUAAUCUAUAUGGAGCAUUUUCCACAUGGAUACUCUUGAAAAAAUUUGUGAUUUUUGCUGUCGUUGUUGGGGUUUUGGUGUCAUGUCAUACUGUCGUUUGUUUAUCAAAUCCUCUUUGUGGGAUGUUUAGGGUGUUUUCAAACUUUGAUCCAUGAUAAAACUCCUUGUGCAGAGUA